This is a messenger RNA of Aspergillus uvarum CBS 121591, 525 nucleotides long. RefSeq lists its product as uncharacterized. Lineage: Eukaryota; Fungi; Ascomycota; Eurotiomycetes; Eurotiales; Aspergillaceae. The transcript has 3 exons. The coding region runs from base 1 to 525 and encodes 174 amino acids. The record is from RefSeq and is a predicted model, not a curated record.
AUGGGCUACACCCACUACUUCCACGUGAACUCCGCCAGCGAAGGCUGGGAGGCGUUCUGGCCGCGCCUGAUCGCCGACACGCAGACCAUCAUCGCCGCCGCCGGGGUCCCCCUGACGGGGCCGCCCGACUACCACGAUGGGUACGCGAUGACCACGGCUCCGAUCGUAUCCGUGGACGAGGGGAUCGACCUAAACGGGGUCGGCAAGAACGGCCACGAGCCCCUGGUCAUCAGCGUGAAGGAGGACGGGUCCUUCAACUUCGUCAAGACCGCCCGCAAGCCCUACGAUAAGGUCGUCGCGUGUGUGCUGCUCCGGGCCGCGAUGCUGGCGCCGCAGGCUGUGGAGUUGAGAUCGGAUGGCUGUUGGGAUCAUGAUUGGGAGUGGAGGGCGGCGAGGGUGCUCUACCAGCGGCUGUGGCCGCAUGAUGAGCUUCAUUGUCCGUGGAAGGAGGUAGAGGAGGAGGACGACGACGAGGAAAAUGUCGACGCCCCCGGCGGUGGUGGCACUGGCUGUGCCCAGCAGUAG